Messenger RNA from Amoebophrya sp. A120, 1162 nucleotides. The record is from the annotation of a GenBank genome assembly. NCBI's taxonomy places the organism in Eukaryota, Dinophyceae, Syndiniales, Amoebophryaceae.
GCUGAUCCGAUUAAGGUUUUAAUACUUUUUGAAUCUUUUCGACGAGUUUUGAGAUCCGGCACCACCAGCAAUGGUCUGUUGAAUUCAUAUACAGAUAGUCUGUCGAGCCAUUGCAGUACUUACUUGCCUAGUGAAGAUAAAAGAUCUGAUGCGCUUCGUACUUGAUUUGGCGUGAUCCUUACAAUCUAUCAUCUGAUUUGAGUUUGUCGCGUCGUUACACACCUUUCAGGAGAAAGCAGUGCAAGGAUGGCCCUGGAUGCGCCACCGAACCCGGCGGUAAAAACAGCCUCUCCGUCAUCUCCGCCACCGCCGAGAGUUCUGCUCUUUGACCUUGACGAAACGCUUUGGGAUUGCAUGAAAACCAUUCGCAACGCGGCGACGAAAACGCAGGAGCAGUUUCCUUUUUUGCAGAACUUCGAAACCGGGAUAAAACCGCUAAUCGAAGAGUUUCCGGAGAAGUCUUUCGACUACACCUUCCUGCGGAAAACGUACCUCGAAAGGGAAAACCCAGAAGGAACCAGCAAAGCCGUCGUGGACGAGCAGUUUGAUUAUUGGCAUAAGUGGCGAAACACCCCCUUUUUCUUCGACAACGUGGUGCCGCAGUUGCGAAAAUUACAGAAAAUGAAAGAGAAGAGGAGAGAAGCGAGAAAUUAUCCGCUCAUCAUUGGCGCAGUGACGGACGGCAACGCGGAUGUUUUUCAAGUAGAGGAGGUAAAGGACCUGUUUGACUUUUCCGUCUGCGCUAUCGAGGUCGGGGCCUGCAAGCCGAGCGAAAAAAUGUUCCAGAAGGCGCUGGAAAAAGCGAGGAAUUGUUUGGAGAAGCAGGUUGGUACCGGAAUUGCGAUUGCCGAAGCAGACCGACAGCAGGAGGCACAAGGGAUAAUACCCGUGCUGCAAAAAGACGAUGAAAUCCCUGUUCUUCAUCCAGCGGACUGUCUGAUGAUAGGAGAUGACUUUGCGAAGGACAUUGUAGGCGCAAAACAGAAUGGCAUGCAAGCGUGCUGGAUCAGGAAUGCUGAGAAAAGGGCUGGUACCGACAUGCUGGAAAUCACUCCCGAAUACGAAUUCGAGACUGUCGUUGAGCUGAUAGAAAAGAUACUUUUAGUUCUUGAUCGUGAUUAAAAACAUUUUCUCUCCACCCAGCGCAGUGUUGAUCGAAAAU